CUCUGUUAUAUUCGAAGCGUCGUACGGAACGGGUGUUCGCUGCGUUCGGUUCCAGGAGGCUUCUCUAUAUUAAAGUGGAGUGAGGGUAUAUACUGUGUUUUGGGUUAAAGUGAAUGUGUAAAAUUUGGAUGGAAUUCUGAGGGUCUUGAUUGAAGGUGGAUAAUCUGCAUUCCAUGCAAAACUACAAGUGGAGAAAAAGUGCCCUGAUAUGUGGUGGAUGUGCUGACGAUAGUUGCGCAAAGUUUGACCUCUUCACGCGAGCGAGGAGGUUGAAAAACUAGGUCCCCCUGGGAAGGCCCACUGCUGCUGCUCCUGCUUCUUUGCUGUUGCUCGACUCGGUUGCGGUUGCUGGGUCACGGAAGCUGCGGUUUUUGCUGCUGCAGAUUUGAGCGCACUUGCCCACUGACAAAACAACGAUAAGAGCUGUUUGCUGGGUCAAAGUGAGUGGGAAGUGAAAAUCUUCGCUGAUGCUGUGCUAGCUGGAUAAAUUGUGCUAUUCGUGCGCUUUGUUCUGCUUUUCAUCGCAAAUAAGAUGCUUUCGGCGAGGGUUUAACAUAAUGGUAUGAAGAUAAAGGAUGUUGUGUUAUGAAUGAAUUAUAAUCAAAUGAGAUAAAAUAAUCAUUCAGAAGAAAACGGUUCAAAAGAGCUUUUUGUGAGUAGGGAUUACCAAAGGAUUGUGAAGAAAUCGUGCACAUUCCCAAAAGAAAUAUUCAACCAGGAUUUCGGGACUUUCAAGCACAUAACCCACACACCAGUAGAGGAAAACGCUGCCAAUCCGGAGAUGGUGUGAGCGAGCAUAUAAAGCCCCGACUACGUCAUAGAGUUAGCAGUACAAACGAGAGAGCGAGCACGUUGUCAGAUGGUAGUGAGUGAGCAACAGACUUCACUGAGGAAAUAGUGACGUCGUCUCUAGCAGACAUUGCGUGAAUAUAACGAUUCAUACCUGCUGCUGUUGCUGCUGCUGGAAUAUCAGAGCCGUGCGUAAAGUUUUCUAACGUGCAGUGAAUAACCAACCGAAAUUUCUCCUGCCAAUGAGCAGUGAGCAAAUAGAAAAGUGAGUGUGAGUGCGGCCUGUAGAAGGGUCAAUUGAACAGCGGUAGCUACUCGGAAGGAGAAAAUCCAAAAAAAAAGGAAUACAUCAAGGAAGGGAUCCGGGUUUGGGUUAAGGAAGGAGAACACGCCAGUGGGAGUAAACAAUUUUGAAAAAAAGAAAAAAUGGUGCCAAGGUCACCGUGACUUUGCGCGCUUGUUGAGAGGAAAUGAAAGUAGAUUUGCAUCACAAUAGUAACAACACCUCGUCGCCACACUUCUGGAUUGGUGCACUCUGGUGUACGUUCGGUGUCAUCAUAUUUGGUGCUGUGGCCGUAAUUUCAUGUUGGAUAAAAAGAUGCAGAUCCAGCUACCGUCGCAAAAAGAGAAAGAUGCGACGAGCGCAAUCGGCAGCGGAAUUCAACGAGCCGCGAACGGAAGUGCCAACUGUCACGGCAGCCAGCAAGCGAAUGCUGUUCAGAGGCCGCUCGGUUAGCUCCGACCACGACAACAACUCGGAAUCGGAACACUCCGAGCGAUCGCCGCUGGUCAGUGCCAAACUGGACUCGCUGGCCAAGCUGCUCUUCAGCCGAAGUUUGCUCCAGGAUGGAACCAGUUCGUCGUCAGCCAAAGACAACGAAUCGCCGACAAGGAACAACGUCCGCUAUCAGUAUACCGCUCUGGACAGCGGUAUCGGAGCUCCGGAUCGGAGUCCCCGGGAGCGAGCGGCGCGGGAUCGGGCAUUUACGGCGUGCCAGGAUUGGUUGCAGCACUCGGGAGGCCGUUACGAGGCGAUAGCACACCUAGAUGACAUCGGGUCACGCUCGAGCAAGCACUGGUUUCUGCUGAAUGAUUGUACGAUACGUACCGACCGUCUGAUGACGCUGCUUCCAUUACCUCCCGAUUGCAUUGCCUUAGAGGAGCUGCCACCGUCCGAGUGUCCGCAGGGCAUCCUGAUGGAGCUGCUCGGUUCGCUCCAGCAUCCGUACAUCUAUCCCGUGUUAGAUUUAGGCUUUUAUCCUACCGAAUCCCAUCACUACGCGUGUCUCGUCAUGCCCUUCAAUCAGCGCGGCAGCCUGAAGGAUCUCAUUUAUAAGUCCCAGUGGAACGAACCGUGGAGUCGAAAGUAUACACGAAAAUCCACCUGCUUGCCGCUGUCCCAGGUACAACGAUUAGGACGUCAAAUUUUAGAAGCUUUGUUAUUUCUUCGGGAGCGGGGCAUCCCGUCGCACGGUCAUUUGCAUAGCGGAAACGUUAUCCUUCAGAAUGGGGUUGCCAGAUUAUCGGGCCUGGAAAACGGUUUGCUCGGGCUGAACUCCCGGGUGAAUGCGGUAAUGUGGGCCCGCUCGGCCCCGGAUAUCGACAACAUCGACGUCAUCUGCUUCGGCCACUUGCUGUUCGAGAUGUGCGCCGGCUACGAACUGUCCUCACCCCAGCCAACCCCGGGCCACUAUCAGCUGGAUCUCGAACGCUAUCCACAGGUCGUCGACGUGCUGCAGAUGAUAUUCGAGUCCCCGGAUGGUCGCUAUCCAACGGUCGAAGAACUGGUCCUUUGUGAUAUAUUUCGCAAUAUCGAUUUAAGAGAACUGCGAGGAACAUGUGUGCCUUCCUUCAAGCAUGGUUUGAGUAGCUCUACGUUGAGUCUGUUGAACGCCGUACGCCGACGACAGGGCGCGAUACUGAGUGGAUCGUACAGCGAAGGCAGCUCGCCAUGCACUCCACCGUCGACGCCACGUGAGCGGAAAACCGGUGAUGUAGAAUCCUCCGAUCUGUCUAGUAGUGAUUCCGAAGAUCUGUUAGAUGAAAUAGUUAUAGCAUCAGCCCGUAUCGACGAUCCCGCCCAUUACGACCCACUGAGCUCGCCGAUACAUUACUGUGACAAUAACGUUCAGUCGGACGAUAACAGCAAUAGUAAUACAAUCAUUCGUAUAGAUUCGAUCGAGUCCCAGGGCUCAACGUCGUCGUCCGCUGGCUCGAUACAACUACAGCAGUUGAAUCCAUCGUCUGCGUACAAGAACCUCAAGUCACGCCGGAUGGAGUACAGCCGCCGAGGUAUGAUCCUCGGCCUCAGCAAUCCCUCUCAGGAUUCCGCCUUUGGUUCAAUGACCGACGGCGAAUCUUCCCGAGCGUCCAGCUUUAAACUCAGCAGCUUUGCAUCGAUGAAUUCCCCAAUCGACGAAGGGGUUGAAGACCUGCUGGUGGAAAAUGGGUCGGAAACCAUUGCCACCUCCAUGGCCGGACUAAAGUAUAUCGAUUCGACGGGCUCCUCUCCUUGUCACGAUGAUCACGCUAGCAUAUCACCCCGAGAUACUCAACCAGGGUCCUCAUCUUCACGUGAUAUCUCUCCGAAUCGUCCAUCGCGAUACCUAGAACCUCCAAAACUAGUGAUAAACAUUCAUUCAUCUACAACGACCAACGCUUCGCUGUGCUACACUUCAUCACCACUACGCAAAUGUGCCACAACGGAAGUAUUCUCUCAGAAAUACAGGGUAUCUUCAUUCGAAGACAUGUCCUAUACGUCCCGCACGGCCAACAAAUCUAUCAAAAAUAGCACUCGUAAGAUUUUCCGUUCAUUCGAAGAGGAACGCCGUAUCGAUACCGCAUUUAUGCCCAUUGAAACCGCUUCUGCCAACCACUCCGGGCGACAACAAGGUCAGAACCAACUACAGCAUAAGAAGCCACGUCAGCAGCCAAGUUCGGCUCUCCAUCAUCAACUAUCGUUACCCCCAACGUUGACUCCGACUUCUCCGAAGCAACUUGUUACUCCCGCUCAGUACAAUCAACUAACGAAGAAGAUGAACGCUUCGUUUCAAAAUCUUCAAAGCUUGUCCACUCCCAGGGACAAGACCUACCAGUGGCGAAACAAGCUCAUAAAGUCCAACGAAUGCCUGUUCGAGACGUCCUUCAAUAUGUCUCCCUCGUCAACGACCCAGAGCGAGAUCGACCGACUACUCAGCCACGGAAGCUCAACGCACGAACUGCCUACUACUUCCGCAGUAGCGGAGAUUGAGCGGUUCAUUCUGACCCCCGAACCGGUCGUUAUGAACACCAGACGGACCCGUGCCGACCGGCAACAACUGUUCAGCUUGGCCAAGUUCAAACACAGCACCAUCCUGGACAGUAUCUCGCUGGAGGACUUCUCCGAAGAAGGCAAACGCGAAAGUGAUCCAACCGUGAGCAGUACAUCCAACUGUUCAACCAAGAGCUGCUCCUGGGAAGACCGCACGGAGAUCGAAGCUCGGAAGCUGGAGAACUCCUCAACGGACGACACCAGCAGCGACCAGGACAGCAGCAGCGUGACAGACUCGCUGCUCCGGUCUCCCAUCAGCAGGCACGAUCAGCGCAGCCGCAGCGGAAGUAGCAGUGCGGCCGAAGUCCGAAAGUACCUUGACGACACUGCGGGCAGUGACGGAGGCUUCGGCAGUGGCAACGAGGAAAAGACGCCCCUCCUCGAGGGCAUGGAACUGUCGCCCAUCUCACCUACUGAGUCGGAACAAAUGUUGUGAUAAUAUAGUAGUUGUAGCGCUCCGUAAACUAUUUUUCUACCGAUUUUAAUUCAGUUUGAUAUGAGAUCGUACUAGUCUAAGACAAGGGGGAGAGGAGUAGAAAACCAAUUCAAAUUUUAGGAGGAAAACAGCGCGGUUUGUACUCUGGUGCGUAGAGGGGCGGUAGUGAAAUCGAUGAAACGGGGAACGAAGCCAAUACAGGUCUUUUAGGGAAUCUUUUAGUAAAAUAUUCUUCGUACGAAACCAAUUGUAGCA
This is a messenger RNA of Aedes albopictus (Asian tiger mosquito), 4790 nucleotides long. RefSeq lists its product as uncharacterized. NCBI's taxonomy places the organism in Eukaryota, Metazoa, Arthropoda, Insecta, Diptera, Culicidae. The record is from RefSeq and is a predicted model, not a curated record. The coding region runs from base 1260 to 4535 and encodes 1091 amino acids. The transcript has 12 exons.